AUUCUAACCACAUGUUGAAAAUGUCAUAUUUUCGAUUUUCCCGAUAGUCCAAUGUUCAACGUGGAAAUUCGAAUACAAUACCUGGAUUCUCCCACUAAAUCAAUAGUUUAAAAUGAAUUGAAUACAAUGUGUUUUCAAUGAGAUUUGCCCAUACGCUAUCAGGAUUUGAGAUUGGAACUGAAAAUUUCUGGUUUGCGAUUGAAAAUUCCUAAUCGAAAUGGGAUUUUCCAAAAUUGAAAAAUUGAAAAGUCCAGAAUUAGUUGCUUCUAUUCAACAUUAUUUUGGCGUUAAGAAUAUCAAUAGUCUUCAAAACAAUUCAGAAUGUAGUAAAACAAAGGGUGAAAAACAUGACUUCAAAGGAUAUAUUGUGACAAACAAAUUUUGGUACUGGUUAUUUAUUAUUGGAACUGGACUCGGAGAUGAAGCUUUUUACGCUUUAUUUAUUCCAUUUUGGUUUUGGAAUAUUGAUGGAGCUGUUGGAAGAAGGGUAGUUCUUGUUUGGGGAAUCGUGAUGUAUAUAGGACAAGGAAUCAAAGACAUCGUUCAGUGGCCUAGACCUGGCGCCCCAGUUUUCAGACUACAUAACAAAUGGGCAUUAGAAUAUGGUAUGCCUUCCACACAUGCUAUGGUUGGAGUGUCUAUUCCAUUUUCCGUCAUUCUAUAUACAAUGAACCGAUAUCUAUAUAAUCUGCCCUUUAGUAUUCUUUUUGCUGUUUGCUGGUGUACCAUUAUUUGUCUCAGCAGAUUGUACUUAGGAAUGCAUACUGUCUUAGAUAUCAUAGUGGGACUUUUGUUAACUAUACUUCUCAUGAUUCCAUUAGUCCCAUUAGUUGACCAUUUGGACCACUACUUAAUGACAAACACUACCUCUCCUUUUUUGCUAUUGGUUUCAUCGAUUGUUAUUAUAGUAUACUAUCCUAAUAGUGGAAAAUGGACUCCAACAAGGGGUGAUACAACAAUGGUUUUAUCUGUAUGUGUGGGCAUCUUAACUGGAUCAUGGCUGAAUUACCAGACAGGAGAAUUAACACCUUCCGACCUAAAACCACCUUAUCCUAUUAUGUGGCCAUCCUCCAUUAUGUUUGGAUGCCUCAUUCUAAGAAGUAUUUUAGGCUUCACUUGUAUUGGUCUGCUGAAAGCUCUAUCUGAGAAUAUUUUCUAUAGCUGCAUGUGUGCCCUUUUAAGACAAGAUGAGGCAAAUUUGAAACAAUCUGAACAUUCCUUAGAAAACAAGCAUAAAACAAUUGUUGAAUUAGCCACUAAAUAUUUAACAUGCUCAUUCAUCGGGUUCUGUAUCACUUAUAGUUUGCCUCAACUUUUCAAGUACCUGAGAAUUGAGCGACCUAAUUUUUUCACAGAAAUUUGAAAUACUCCUAAGUGAAAAAAAAAUUUUUUUUGCAAGAAUAUGGUAUUGGUUCAUUUUUUGAACAUAUACCUAAUGUGAUAUGAAACAAAGUUUAUCGCUGAGUAUUCGAUACGUACAUCAAAUGACCUUUUAUAUGCAAUGUGCCAUAUCAACCGAACAAUUAUACACAAAAAAGAUGCUACUGCUGUUUUUAAUCAGAAAGCAUUACAUUUUGAGCGCAUACCUGAUGUAGAAAUUGUCUAAUUAUUAGGUAUCUCAUACUGUAUAUUUAAGCAGAGGCUUUACAUGAUAUAUUGAUGGCCUGCAACUAUAAACAUUAAUUUGGGACCUCUUGAAUUUAUUGCAACUCUGAACUUUCUCAUGAAUGAGCUAUUGAAAAUUCUAGUCACUUUAAUUCCAAAUGUUUCAUUGUUUUUGAUUUUAUGUGCUAAACUAUUUUUCAUGAAAUUCAGAAACCUAUACUGUUUCUGUUCUUUUCAUUUGUAACAAAACGGAAGUUAGUGUUGCAAAAUUAAGAGAUAAAAUGUUUUAUAUCGACGACUUUGUCAUAAACACAUUAGAGAAAAUUUCAUUUCAAGAACAGUAAUUCAAGAAUGUAAUUAUAUAUAAAGAUUGUUCCACAUUUUGCAUCAAUUGGCAAAAUUCUGAAGGUAAGAAGGAUAUCCUUUUAUUUAUUAUUGUUGAUUAAAAAAAAUGAUGUUUUCAUUUUGAGCUAUUAUUUUAUAUUAAAUAUGUUAUUUAUUACGUAAAAAUAUACCAAAUUCAAAAAUAUUUUAGGAUUUAUGUUUUAAGAGGGUGUAGAUGGGGGAUUUAAUAUUUAUUAAAAAUUAUUUUACUUUUCAUAUGAAGCAUUGUUUGGAAAAUAACUGGAAACUCGAAGACCAUUCUUAUUUUUCCCUGGAAAAAAUUGAAACUUUUAUAUCCCCACUAAUUAAAAUUUUAAAUAGUCACAUAGACACUGUAGAAUUUUCAUAUCAUGUAUCGAAUGAAAAAUUAGACUUUUGAGUUUACUCCCAGUGUUUCCUCAUAGAAUGAAAAUUUUUACAGUUCAAUUUUAUUGUUUUUCCAAAUAUUAUCCUAUAUGUGAAGGAAAACUCUGAAUACCCUUAUUGUGAGACCAAAAAUGAUUAAAAAGUAUUACAAUCUUG
Molecule: messenger RNA, 2511 nt
Organism: Coccinella septempunctata (seven-spotted ladybird)
Lineage: Eukaryota; Metazoa; Arthropoda; Insecta; Coleoptera; Coccinellidae
Product: sphingosine-1-phosphate phosphatase 1-like
Exons: 4
Coding region: 218-1363 (381 amino acids)
Biological process (GO): sphingosine metabolic process; phospholipid dephosphorylation
Cellular component (GO): endoplasmic reticulum membrane
Molecular function (GO): sphingosine-1-phosphate phosphatase activity
Source: RefSeq, a predicted model, not a curated record